AUGUCAUUCACCCUCACCGUCCGCCAGGGCCCUGCGCGUCUUGCGCAGAGGCUUCCUGAGCUCUCAAAGACUGCUUUCCGCAACAACCGAAGCUUCCACGUCCAGGCUAAGCCUUCAGCCAACUUCUUCUCUUCGCGCAUCACUCCCGCCACCCGCAAUGCCUUUCAGCGAACAGGUCGUCGUUCUUACAACCAGCAAGCUCCCGUCGUAACAACGCCUCAGUCUGCCAGCCGACGACUUUUGGUUGGAGGUGCCAUCUUUGGUGGUACCCUUGUCGCCAUCAAUGCUGUCUUCAACCGGGAGACUCGUGAGGAUGGCGGCAUGCCCAUCUACGAGCGCGAAUACUUGAACAACACUUUCUUGCACACUGGUCUCGGAAUUGGUAUCAUUGGAUUGACGGCUCGACAAAUGGUUCAGACUGGCUUCGUUUACCGAAUUAUGGUUACCAACCCUUGGGUUGUUGGUAUUGGUGGUCUCGCUCUCAGCUUCGCUACCAUGAUUGGAACUCGAUCUAUCAGCCCUGACAACUACGUCCCCAAGUACGCUCUCUGGACCGCUUUCAACGCCACCCAGGCUGCUUUCGUCGCCCCUCUCCUCGCCUUCUGCCCUCCCGCUCUUCUCGGCCGUGCCGGUCUCUACACCAUUGCCAUGAUGGGUGGUCUCGCUGUUGUCGGUGCCACUGCUAAGCAGGAGAAGUACCUCUACAUUGGUGGUCCUCUCCUGGCUGGUGCCGCCAUUGUCGCUGCCUCUGGUCUCGCUCCUCUCGUUAUCCCCGCCACCGCUGUCCGAACUCUCGCCUUCACCGAGAGCCUCUGGUUGUACGGUGGUCUCGCUGUCUUCGGUGGUUUCACUCUGUACGACGUUCAGAAGGUCCUUCACCACGCCCGUCUCGCUCAGGCUGGUGUCAUCCGCCGUGACCCCGUCAACGAGUCUAUCUCUCUUGAGCUCGACUUCCUCAACAUCUUCAUCCGCAUGGUGCAGAUUCUCAUGAUGCAGCAGAACCGCCGCAAGUAA
Molecule: messenger RNA, 1014 nt
Organism: Fusarium coffeatum
Lineage: Eukaryota; Fungi; Ascomycota; Sordariomycetes; Hypocreales; Nectriaceae
Exons: 2
Coding region: 1-1014 (337 amino acids)
Cellular component (GO): mitochondrial inner membrane
Source: RefSeq, a predicted model, not a curated record